AUGAGAAGGGGCAAGGAAUUUGCCCCAAAAGUACCUCCCAAAACUGCAAACAGACAACAGGCGAACAGGAUUGUUGUCCUUGGCUCGUUUGCCUCUUUUCACCUGGAAGCGAAUACUGGAGCGAUGGUUCAACAAAAGCCCAAGUCCAAGAAGCUAGCUGCUGCGCCAUUCGGCUCCAGCAAAACUUCAGGGAAAGCUAUUCAGAAGCACCCGCUCUUCGAAAAGACGCCCCGUUCAUACCGAAUUGGAGGAGACAUCAGGCCCUCAGUCGAUUUAUCCCGCUAUGUCCGCUGGCCGAAAUAUAUUCGCAUGCAACGUCAGAGAGCCGUUCUUCUCCAGAGGCUGAAGGUCCCCCCUGCUUUGAAUCAAUUCAACCACGCAGUGGAUCGCAACCAGACGAGUCAAUUGUUCCGCUUGCUCAACAAGUAUAAACCCGAAAGCCGCGUCGAAAAGAAGAACAGACUUCUUGAAAGCGCCAAGAAGCGUGAGGCUGGGGAUGCAAGUGCUGCAACUGACAAGCCCGUCGUUCUGAAGUAUGGACUCAAUCACGUGACAGACCUCAUCGAAUUGAAAAAAGCCCGUUUGGUCGUUAUUGCUCACGACGUCAACCCUGUUGAGCUUGUUUGCUGGCUCCCUGCACUUUGCCGCAAGAAGGAUAUUCCCUACUGCAUCGUGAAGAGCAAGGCGCGCUUGGGCCAACUUGUCCACAAGAAAACUGCUUCUUGCGUUGUUGUCGAAAACGUGCGAAAAGAGGAUCAAGUUGCGCUUGACAACCUCAUUAAAACCUUCCGCUCAGAAUUCAACGACAAUGUCGAACUUCGCAGACGCUGGGGCGGAGGACUUCUAGGGUUGAAGUCGCGCCACAUUCAGGAGAAGAAGGAGAAGGCGAUUGCGCGUGAACAAGCCAAGAAACUUGGUCUCUGA
Messenger RNA from Condylostylus longicornis, 924 nucleotides. RefSeq names its product 60S ribosomal protein L7a-like. NCBI's taxonomy places the organism in Eukaryota, Metazoa, Arthropoda, Insecta, Diptera, Dolichopodidae. The coding region runs from base 1 to 924 and encodes 307 amino acids. Gene Ontology annotation, cellular component: ribonucleoprotein complex. The transcript is spliced from 4 exons. Gene Ontology annotation, biological process: ribosome biogenesis. The record is from RefSeq and is a predicted model, not a curated record.